Pungitius pungitius (ninespine stickleback) is the source of this 9721-nucleotide messenger RNA. RefSeq names its product calcium channel, voltage-dependent, L type, alpha 1D subunit, a (gene cacna1da). Lineage: Eukaryota; Metazoa; Chordata; Actinopteri; Perciformes; Gasterosteidae. Gene Ontology annotation, molecular function: high voltage-gated calcium channel activity. Gene Ontology annotation, biological process: calcium ion import across plasma membrane. Bases 438 to 6848 code for a protein of 2136 amino acids. Gene Ontology annotation, cellular component: membrane; voltage-gated calcium channel complex. The transcript has 49 exons. The record is from RefSeq and is a predicted model, not a curated record.
CAGCAGAAGGAGGAGGAGGAAGAGGAGGAGGAAGAAGAGGAAGAGGAGGAGGAGGAGGAGAACAUCGUUUUCUGAUACAGACUUGUUCCACUGUUCACGCGUGACGAUAAGUAGGCAGCGGAUGGGGAUGCUCCGUGGUGUGGUGCGCACUCUCCUGUCUCUUAAUGAACUCCUCCUGCAGCCAGAGCUGAUGCACAUUAAACCGGACCCGCGAUCCCCGCCCCGCGAAGCCCUGGACGCGUGUUUCCGAGCGGAGAGCACCGCGGCGGAGUCAUAAAGUCUUCGGGAAAGAGGCACAUUAUGCCAGCAGCACCAGCGUCGCUGCCCCUGGUGACGUGCCAGCUCAUCGGUCACACUAUUCUGCCCUUCUCCAGCCACUCAGUCUACGCUGGCAGAUCCAUGCUGCUGGAUGCUCCUCACAGAGCCACGCCCGCACCAUGAGCGCCAACGGGCCUGCCCCAGACCCCGCCCCCGCCGCCCCGGAGGCCCCUCCCGCCUCAACCGCUGCCCCGGCCCCAGCCCCUGCCGCGGCCCCUGCAGCAGCGGCACCACCCGCACCUCCUGCCCUGCCUGCCCCAGUGUCCAGUACCAUCCCGGUCGGUGCGUUGGCCCAGAAGAAGAGGCAGCAGUAUGCCAAGAGCAAGAAACAGGGCAGCAAUGCCAACAGCAGGCCGCCAAGGGCUCUGUUCUGCCUCAAACUCAACAACCCGAUACGCAGGGCCUGCAUCAGCCUGGUGGAGUGGAAGCCAUUUGAUAUCUUUAUAUUAAUUGCGAUCUUUGCCAACUGUAUGGCCUUAGCUGUCUAUGUACCCUUCCCUGCAGAUGAUUCCAACUCCACCAACCACGACCUGGAAACGGUUGAGUAUGCCUUCCUCAUCAUAUUCACGAUUGAAACCUUUCUGAAGAUUAUCGCUUACGGUUUGGUGAUGCACCAGAACGCGUACGUGAGAAACGGCUGGAACAUGCUGGAUUUCGUCAUUGUCGUCAUUGGACUCUUUAGUGUUGUGUUGGAGCUUUUGACCAAAGAAGAGAAGGCGGAAGCAGAAGGAGACAUUGAACAUCUGUCGAUGCAAGGACACGGCGGCAAACCAGGUGGAUUCGAUGUUAAAGCCCUCCGAGCCUUCCGGGUGCUGCGCCCCCUGCGGCUGGUCUCAGGGGUACCCAGUUUACAGGUGGUGUUGAACUCCAUCAUUAAAGCCAUGGUCCCUCUCCUUCACAUCGCCCUCCUGGUCUUGUUUGUCAUCAUCAUCUAUGCUAUUAUCGGCCUGGAGCUUUUCAUUGGUAAAAUGCACGCAACCUGCUUCAUUCCUGGCUCAGACAUGAUCGCAGAAGAGGAACCGGCUCCAUGUGCGAUCUCGGGUCACGGGCGCCAGUGCCCCAUCAACGGCAGCGAGUGCAGGGAGGGCUGGCACGGCCCCAACGGGGGCAUCACCAACUUCGACAACUUCCUGUUUGCCAUGCUGACGGUGUUUCAGUGCAUCACCAUGGAGGGCUGGACCGACGUGCUGUACUGGAUGAACGAUGCGAUGGGCUUAGAGCUUCCGUGGGUUUACUUUGUCAGUCUUGUGAUCUUCGGCUCCUUUUUUGUUCUUAACCUGGUGUUGGGUGUGUUGAGCGGAGAGUUCUCCAAGGAGAGAGAGAAGGCCAAAGCUCGAGGAGAUUUCCAGAAGCUGCGUGAGAAGCAGCAGCUGGAGGAGGAUCUGAAGGGUUACUUGGACUGGAUCACUCAGGCCGAAGACAUCGACCCCGACAACGAGGACGAGGCCGACGAGGGGAGCAAGCGCAACCGGGUGACUCUGGCUGACCUCACUGAGAAGAAGAAAGGAAGGUUUGGGUGGUUCAGUCAGUCGUCCGACACUCAUGCGAGCGUUCCAGCCAGCGAAACUGAAUCAGUAAACACCGAAAAUCAAAAUGGGGAGGACGAAAAGACGCCAUGCUGUGGACCUCUGUGUCAAAAGAUUUCCAAGUCAAAGUUCAGUCGGCGCUGGCGCCGCUGCAACAGGUUCUGCCGCAGGAAGUGUCGGGUGGCGGUCAAAUCGGUGCCUUUCUACUGGCUGGUGAUCAUCCUGGUGUUCCUCAACACGCUCACCAUCUCAUCCGAGCAUUACAACCAGCCCAUGUGGCUGACACAAGUGCAGGAUGUGGCCAACAAGGUGCUGCUGGCCCUGUUCACGUGUGAGAUGUUGGUGAAGAUGUACAGUCUCGGACUUCAGGCCUACUUCGUCUCGCUGUUCAACCGCUUCGACUGCUUUGUGGUCUGUGGGGGAAUCACGGAAACCAUUCUGGUGGAGCUGGAAAUCAUGUCUCCUCUCGGUAUCUCUGUGUUCCGCUGCGUCCGCCUGCUGAGGAUCUUCAAGGUCACGCGUCACUGGCAGUCUCUGAGUAACCUGGUGGCCUCUCUGCUCAACUCCAUGAAGUCCAUCGCUUCUCUGCUGCUGCUGCUCUUCCUCUUCAUCAUCAUCUUCUCCCUGCUGGGAAUGCAGGUGUUCGGCGGAAAGUUCAACUUCGACGAGACCCAAACCAAGAGGAGCACCUUCGACAACUUUCCCCAAGCCCUCCUCACUGUGUUUCAGAUCCUGACCGGAGAAGACUGGAACGCUGUCAUGUACGACGGCAUCAUGGCGUACGGAGGGCCGUCCUCCUCCGGGAUGAUCGUGUGCUUUUACUUCAUCAUCCUGUUCAUUUGUGGAAACUACAUCCUCCUGAAUGUCUUCUUGGCCAUCGCUGUGGACAACCUGGCAGACGCAGAGUCGCUCAACACGGACGAAGGAGACAAGAAAGGGGACAAAAAGGAUGAGGGAAAAGAUGAGAAGGAGGACGAGGAGGAGAAUGACGACACUGCGGCAGAGGAGGAGGACCCAGAGGUCCCUGCAGGGCCUCGGCCGGUCUUAUCUGACCUGGUAAAGAAGGAGAAGAUCACUCCCAUCCCAGAGGGAAGCGCCUUCUUCAUCUUCAGCAGCACGAACCCGUUCCGCGUGUUUUGCCACAAGCUGAUCAACCACCACAUAUUCACCAACCUCAUCCUGGUGUUCAUCAUGCUCAGCUCCGUGUCGCUCGCCGCUGAGGAUCCCAUCAGAAACUUCUCCGCUCGCAACAUUAUACUUGGUUACUUUGACUAUGCUUUCACGGCUAUCUUUACUGUUGAGAUCGUAUUGAAGGUCCUAGGCUAUGCAGAUUAUGUCUUCACUAGUAUGUUUACAUUUGAGAUCGUGUUAAAGAUGACAACAUAUGGAGCCUUCCUCCAUAAAGGGGCAUUCUGUAGGAAUUACUUCAACCUCCUGGACCUGUUGGUGGUGGGAGUAUCCCUGGUUUCCUUCGGCAUUCAAUCCUCGGCCAUCUCUGUGGUGAAGAUUCUGCGGGUCCUGCGUGUUCUUCGCCCCCUGAGGGCCAUCAACCGAGCCAAAGGCCUGAAGCACGUGGUGCAGUGUGUGUUUGUGGCCAUCAGGACCAUCGGUAACAUCAUGAUCGUCACCACUCUGCUCCAGUUCAUGUUCGCCUGCAUAGGAGUGCAGCUGUUCAAGGGGAAGUUCUACCGCUGCACGGAUGAAGCAAAGUCAAACUCAGAAGAGUGCAAAGGCACCUACAUUCUGUAUAAGGAAGGAGACGUGAACCAGCCGACCAUCCACAAGCGACAGUGGCACAACAGUGACUUCAACUUUGAUAACGUCCUCAUGGCCAUGAUGGCUCUGUUCACCGUGUCCACUUUUGAAGGCUGGCCUUCUUUACUGUACAAGGCCAUCGACUCAAACAGGGAGAACCUGGGUCCCAUUUACAACUACCGCGUGGAGAUUUCCAUCUUCUUCAUCAUCUACAUCAUCAUCAUCGCUUUCUUCAUGAUGAACAUCUUUGUGGGUUUCGUGAUCGUCACGUUUCAGGAACAAGGAGAGAAAGAGUACAAAAACUGUGAGCUCGACAAGAACCAGCGUCAGUGUGUUGAGUACGCUCUGAAGGCGCGUCCAUUGAGGAGGUACAUCCCUAAAAACCCGUACCAGUAUAAGUUCUGGUACGUGGUGAACUCCACUGGGUUUGAGUACAUCAUGUUUGUGCUCAUUAUGCUCAACACGCUGUGCCUGGCUGUGCAGCACUACGGACAGUCAGCGCUCUUUAACUAUGUCAUGGACAUUCUAAAUAUGGUCUUCACUGCUGUCUUCACUGUGGAGAUGGUUCUCAAACUCAUCGCUUUCAAACCUCGGCACUAUUUCGCCGAUGCUUGGAACACAUUUGAUGCCUUAAUUGUUGUUGGUAGCGUCGUCGAUAUUGCUAUCACUGAAGUUAAUCCAACGGAGACGCCCGUGGUGGAUGAGCAGGGGAACACGGAGGACAGUGCGCGCAUCUCCAUCACCUUCUUCCGUCUGUUUCGAGUCAUGCGGCUGGUGAAGCUCCUCAGCAGAGGGGAGGGCAUUCGCACCCUGCUCUGGACUUUCAUCAAGUCCUUCCAGGCUCUGCCAUACGUUGCCCUCCUGAUAGCCAUGCUGUUCUUCAUCUACGCCGUCAUCGGCAUGCAGGUGUUUGGAAAGGUCGCCAUGGUGGACGGCACGCACAUCAACAGAAACAACAACUUCCAGACUUUUCCUCAGGCCGUGCUCCUUCUCUUCCGGUGUGCCACAGGAGAGGCGUGGCAGGAGAUCAUGUUGGCCUGCAUGCCGGGGAAACUGUGCGACCCAGAAUCCGACUACAACCCCGGGGAGGAGAUGACGUGCGGCAGCGGAUUUGCAAUCAUUUACUUCAUCACCUUCUACAUGCUGUGCGCCUUCCUGAUCAUCAAUCUGUUUGUGGCCGUCAUCAUGGACAACUUUGACUAUCUAACACGUGAUUGGUCAAUUCUCGGUCCACACCACCUCGAUGAAUUCAAGAGAAUUUGGUCAGAGUACGACCCAGAGGCAAAGGGCAGAAUUAAACAUCUGGAUGUUGUUACACUGCUUCGUCGUAUCCAGCCGCCUCUCGGCUUUGGAAAGCUGUGCCCUCACAGAGUGGCUUGCAAGAGAUUGGUGGCCAUGAACAUGCCUCUGAACAGUGACGGCACCGUCAUGUUCAACGCCACUUUGUUUGCUCUGGUGCGCACGGCCCUGAAGAUCAAAACAGAAGGUAAUCUAGAGCAGGCCAACGAAGAGCUGCGAGCGGUCAUCAAGAAAAUCUGGAAGAGAACCAGCAUGAAGCUGCUGGACCAAGUGGUGCCCCCUGCUGGUGAUGAUGAGGUAACCGUGGGGAAGUUCUAUGCCACCUUCCUGAUACAGGACUACUUUAGGAAAUUCAAGAAACGUAAAGAGGAAGGCCUGGUGGGGGCUCACCCGUCGCAGAACAACACAGCCAUCGCUUUACAGGCUGGCCUUCGCACGCUGCAUGAUAUUGGGCCCGAAAUUCGACGAGCGAUAUCAUGUGAUCUGCAAGAUGACGAGCUAGUAGACUUUAUUCCAGAGGAAGACGAGGAAAUUUAUAGGCGUAACGGCGGACUCUUCGGUAACCACCUCAUGAACGGUGGUCACCGCCGCUCCAACGGCCACCAGACCAACGCCACGCAGCGGCCUCUGCAGGUGCAGCCUCCGCCUCACUACGCCCACAUGGACCAGCCGGUGGGACGCCUGUCCCGAGCCAACGCCAUGUCCCAGCCCAACCACCACCACCACCACCACCACAACCGCCACCACAGCUCCUACGGCAAGUCCCCCAAAUCCACCAACAUCAACCUCAACAACGCCAACGCGUCCAGUCUGCCCAACGGAGGGCACCACCGGUACUAUGAACACGCCCCUCCCAAUGGCUACCCGGGGCUUCACAACUCCUACUACGAGUACGACAAGCCACGGACCCCCCAGGGACAAAGAAGGCGCUACUAUGAGACCUAUGUUAGGUCACACGGGGCAGACGGACACCACCCCACCAUCCGCAGGGAGGAGGAGUUUGAUGAAGACCGCCUCUCUGGGGAGUAUUACAGUGGGGAGGAGUUCUAUGAAGACGACAGCAUGCUCUCAGGGGACAGGUAUCAGAACAGCGACGCAGAGUACGAGACUCCAAAAGGUUACCACCACCCUGACAGUUACUACGACGACGACGAACAGCCUCUUUACCGCGACUCACGGAGGUCACCGAAGAGACGGUUGCUUCCUGCCACGCCUCAAGGUCACAGAAGGCCAUCCUUCAACUUUGAGUGUCUGCGCAGACAAAGUAGCCAGGACGAGCUUCCACAUCAGCGUACUGCUCUCCCGCUGCACCUCAUGCAGCAGCAGGUCAUGGCCGUAGCAGGCCUGGACUCCAGCAGAGCCCACCGCCUCUCCCCGACCCGCUCCACCCGCUCCUGGGCCACUCCUCCCGCCACGCCGGCAAGUAAAGACCAGUCGCCGUACUACACGCCUCUGAUCCGCGUGGACCACCCACACAGGCAGAGCGCCGCCAGCAGCCAGGUGUCUGUGCGGAAGAGCUCGUGGUACACGGACGACCCGGAGUUCUCCCAGAGGAUGUACUCACCUGUCCACCUGCAGGUGCCUCCUGAAUACCACAACCAGUACCACCAGAAGAGAGGCAGCGCCACCAGCCUCGUGGAAGCGGUUCUGAUAUCAGAAGGACUCGGCAGAUACGCUAAGGAUCCCAAGUUUGUCGCCGCCACGAAGCACGAGAUCGCGGACGCGUGCGAGAUGACGAUCGAUGAGAUGGAGAGCGCCGCCAGCCACCUGCUGAACGGAGGGAUCGCCCCGAGCGCCAACGGGGUCAACGUGUUCCCGCUGCUCACUGCGAGCGACUAUGAGCUGCAGGACGCUGCAGCCAGCUACAGCGACGAGGAGCCAGACACGGAACCGAGAGCCCGGUACGAGGAGGACCUGGCGGACGAGAUGAUCUGCAUCACGACUUUAUAGCAGCGGAACCUGCAACUUAGAAACUUGUCAGACUAAAACCAGUGGAAAUAUAUAUAUAUAUAUAUAUAUUAAAAGAAAUGCAUCUGUUGGCUCUGACCAAAAGAAGUGCCUUUUACAUUGAAGAGAAAAGGCAAAUAGCAGAGAGACACACUAGUCCCGUUCAUUUCAUUGUUCUCACACCACAGAGCUGGACUCAUCACUGCUGAGCACAGAGGGGCAGAUGCUCCCUCCUGUCCAAGGCCUUCAGCUGCAGGCGACACACAAGGUUCCUCCUGCUGCCCAUCACACGCGUUUAGAAUAAUGGUGAAAAAUGGACCAAUUGGCAAACGUGUGAGGUACUCUCUACGGCAGGUCUCUAUCGGUGAUGACAAUCAAAAGUACGAUGUCAUUACCUCGGUCACUUUAUUAAGGUUUGGCAUAUCAUGCAAGUUUUCAAUGCAAGCAUAGAAAGGCAGAUCUUCUUCCGUAGUUGUUAGCAUGAGUUGGUCCCUUUGUUUGUUAAUGCAGACCGUUUAAUGAUCGCUAAAAAAAUGAAGAGCACUAGUUUUACCAGAUUAUGCAGGAAAUAAUUGUCCUCCUUAUAGCAUCUUUCAACUUGAGAUAUGUACUUUUGAAGAGACAAAAGCAUUUGUUAUAAAUGCACUAGCAGACAGGUUAUUUCAAAUUCUUAGAAUAUCCUGAUUAAUAUUUCAUAGUUGAUAUGCUGUAAAUUGUAUUAUACGAGAAAAUAAACUUUGUAAAGAGAUAUUUUAUAUUUUGUAAUUAUGUAUAAUUUAAAAGAUCAGCAAUAUGGACCCUUUUGCUCCUGCAAAGCUAUAGAAACAGACUCUUAGUAUCUUAUUUGGUUGGUUCAGAUAUUUAUUUGCCUUUUUUUGCUAAUAUGCACCCAUUAUUUUGCCUAUAUGAAAAAAAGCAUUUUUAAGAGGUUCUACUUGUGUGACAUCACCUCUGCACAAGAUGUGCAAACGACUUUGAUUCCUUAGCUUAGGAGUCAAAUGUGUUACUUCAUUAAACCAACACCAGUUACAUAAGGUUAAGCCCCUUUUAAAGGAGCAUUUUAUGGAUCCAGCGCUGAAAUUCUUUACGGAUGUGAUGAACACGUUCGUUUGCAUAUUUUGUGCAGCGCGUGCACAACAAUUUAAAAUGCAUAGUGCAUUAACAAUGCUGCUCUUUUAGUUGGUUUCUAAGUCAAGCCGAGGUUUCGUCAGCCCCCACUGAAAUGCCUUUUUGCUGCUGAAAGAACGAAUAAUGAUGGAUGGUAAUAACAGGGAUAAAUUAAUAUUUCUCAUAGCUCGUGCUGGGAUUUUUCAUGACAUGCUCUUUGUUGAUGGUUGUAAUUACAUUGAACCUUUGUACUGAAUCUUGGCAAUCACAUCUUAGCCUUCAUGUAGUGUGCAGCCUGUGGCCGCAGGAGGCGCACACAUCCAAAGGUCAGAGACUGUCCAGCUCGUGUUGCAGGUGGAAGGUCACGAGGUCGUCCUGGCGUCAGAGGAGAAGCAAUACUAGAACCCUGGGCCCUUUCCUCUCUGGGCCCGGCCUGGUUCCUCCAUUCAGUGCAGUAUACCUCGUUAGGCAACAGUGUGACCAACAUAUCAUUGUCUCGACCUACCUGUCGGUCACAGAGUCUCUGAUUGGGUCCGAUCGAACCUUUGUGUUUUUCCCCUUAUUAUAUUGACGAAUAAUAAACCUCACCCAGUAUGCAUAAAGAGGAGCAACAGAGCCAACAAGUUGAAACAAAAGACAACUAGAAGUAUCUCGACGUUUUCUUUGUUCAUUUAUAUAUUACAAUUACGGUUACUGGAAUAAAUAAACAGAAGUGGGCUUUUUCAGGCAUUACCAUGGAGAGUUUGAUUAAGCGGAUAUUUAGGGUUAAUGUGUCGUUCAUGAGUGUUUGAAUUGUAGGCGAGCGCGUGCUGUACUCUAAUUUAACAUAAUACUGUCAUGAAAAUGUAGGUUUUCCAUUUUGUGUGCACAUUGAAAGGGCUCUUUGAAUUGUUUGUGAGUGAAAAAAAAAAAGUGUUGUAGUCCUUCUGUUGAUGAUAAAAGGACCAGCACACCCAACAGGCACAUUGUACUAUUCGUAGCAAUUACAGUACUGAUGAACUGAAGAUAUGCAUUAUUUUGUAAACACUUUUAAAGGUUGUGUUAAACUAAAGAUGAAAAGAACUUACUUUUACCUCAUGUCAGGGUUUCCUGAAAAAAGAAAAUGAUGAUUUGUUUCAGUCUAUACCAAUGGUAUUUAAAUAUUAGCACAUAGCUGUUUGUCUUUGCACAAGUGACUGUAUCGUGCUUUUGUUUCUCCUUUUUCUAAACACAUUUGUGUAUUAAGGUGAGACAUUUUUGUACUUUUUGUGGAUGUGUGUAUGGUUUAGUGGAAUCUAUAUUUGUCAUUUACACCUCAUCUUACAAUGCUGGGAAUGAAAGAGUGUUGAAAAAUAUUUUCAAGGUGCAAUGUUUCUCUGUUUGCAGGUAGAGAAAAAAAUGAAAUGGUAAGGUGCCAGCUUACAGAGAAGCACAUAUUGAUUUGAACGUUUCUAUUAGUUUUCUUCAUAUUGUUACAAUUAUAAUUACUAUUGCAACUAUUAAUGUUCUGAAAUCUGUAUUAAAAUAGAAGAUAAUGUAAAAUAUGUACAAAAGUAUGAAAAGACCCAUGGUAAUGUUCUCUACUUGAAAGUCUUGAUAUUUGCUCCUUAAUGUUUUUCUUCAGUAAACAUAAUUUCUCUUAGUAGCAAAUGCUUUACUAUGACCUUCUGGGUUUUUUCUCAAUACAUAUUUUGUAUUUUUCAUUUAAUUUUGGCCUUGACUUUAUUUGAAUUGAUAAUGACAUUUUAUUUUCUAUUGAUCAUCAUUGAAUAAACUUAUGCUGAAAUAGA